AGCGUACACGUGCGAACUGAAUUUAUCGAAGACUGAUAGUUAGGCCUAUCAAAAUCAACCUGUAGAAUUUAAAACAAUUUAAUUUUCCGACAAAACAUGAAGAAAAAGCAGGUUGAAAGUGCAUCCGAAGAGGAGGAGCUGCUGUCAGGAGACUCUGAAGCAUCCGAUGGCGAAGAGCAGUCAGGUGUCUCCGAGGAGGAGGAUUCCGAUGGUUCCGAACUGGAUCUGGCCGCCAGUGCCACGGAAUCCGAUGAAGAUGAUGAUGAGGAUGAGGAGGAAGCUGAUGAUGAUGAUGAUGAGGAUAAGGAGGAAGAAGUGCAGCCCGCACCCAAGAGCAAGGCGGAGAUAAUCGAAGAGCAGAUCCACACCAAGUACGAGCAGCUAAAGGGCACCCGGCUGUAUGUCCGCUUUCCCCAGAAAUUGCCGCUGGAUGUGGAGGAGUUUAAUGCCAAGGUGAAGGCACUGCAUCCACUGGUGCUUAAGUCGUCAAAGCCUCGCCAGAAGCACGCCCGCUUCUGCCUGGUGGACUUCAAGUCCAAGGAGGACCGCGACCAGGCCUUCAAUGACAUCAAAGCCUCCAUCGAAAAGGAUGCAAAGUACAAGGGUAUAUUUGUAUCCCUGCCCAAAACGGAUUCUGAUGAUUUUGUCAACGAGCUGGUGACCCGCAAGCAGACAUCCGUGGAGAACAAGCGCACCAAGACGCUGAUGAAGCGAGCCACCAAGAAGGUUCUAAGAAAGGGCAUUUUCACCUCAUCCGUGGUCAUCACCAAUCUGCCCAAGACCAGUUCGGUGGCCCAGGUGCGCCAGCUGUUCGAGGAGGCGGUGGACAUUCAGAUACGCCCUGGCAAGGGAAAAUUCCGUGACUAUAGUGCUGCGACCGUAACCCUGCCAACCACUCACGCUGCACGCAAGGUCAUCAAACAAAAGCUCAGUCUGGCGGGCACCCAACUGAUACUGCGGUUCAACACUGAGAACAAGCGGAACCCGAAAGAUAAGCUAAAGCGAAAGCGGGAGAACGGGAAAUCCCCCGACAAGAAAUUCCAGAAGCCAAAGUCACAAGAUAACGAGAAAUCCAAGGCGGUAAAAGGGGAAGCCCCCGAAAUCAAGAAACCAGAAAAGAUCAUCCAACAAAAACCGAAAGAAAACCUGAAGAGAAAGGCGUCCAAGGGAAAUUCCCUCAAUAUUAAAACAUCAAAAAAGUUAAAGAAACUAAGUGCAGAAUAGAAAGUAGUUAAGGUUUCCUAAUGUUAAUAUUUCCCAUUCUUGAUUGACAAAUAAAUACAUAUGUAUGUGUUAAACGAAACACUUAAUGUCUUAAUCUAUUAUAUUUGUCUUUCUGAACCAUCCUGUUUAAUAAAGAUUUUAGAGAAAUAUGUUUGUGAA
Molecule: messenger RNA, 1383 nt
Organism: Drosophila rhopaloa
Lineage: Eukaryota; Metazoa; Arthropoda; Insecta; Diptera; Drosophilidae
Product: nucleolin
Exons: 1
Coding region: 97-1224 (375 amino acids)
Source: RefSeq, a predicted model, not a curated record